Molecule: messenger RNA, 8892 nt
Organism: Lytechinus pictus (painted urchin)
Lineage: Eukaryota; Metazoa; Echinodermata; Echinoidea; Temnopleuroida; Toxopneustidae
Product: protein artichoke-like
Exons: 1
Coding region: 12-3476 (1154 amino acids)
Cellular component (GO): extracellular matrix
Molecular function (GO): protein binding
Source: RefSeq, a predicted model, not a curated record
CUAUUGUCAUCAUGGACAUCCAUUGGGUGUCCUCGAAACGACGGUGUACCCUACUACUCACUCUUUUCUUCAUCCUUUUCAUUGUUCCUGUCAGUUAUGGUCGAAUUGAACAAUGCCCUGUAGAGACGGAAUGCAUGUGCCUCUCACUUCGCAUGGUAAAUCCGACUGUCAUUGUCCGAUGCAAUCGCUUGCUCAUCAAGGAAUUCCCAACCAUGCUGCAUAAGGUUUUAGUAUUCUUUGCUUUCCAGACAAAAGCUACGACAUUAACCCAUAGAUCGUUCCGCAAUGCUACUAGCCUUGGUAUGAUCAAAAUCGAAGAUAAUCCUAUCACCAGUAUCGAGGCGGGAUGCUUGAGUCUUUUACCAAACCUAGAAAUUCUUGAAAUGGCAAAGGUCAACUUGAGAGAUACAUCCGAAUUGCACGGGCUUCGAACAGUGAUAAAACUAUCACUAAGUGACAACUUCUUGAAGAAUUUUACAACAGGAUCCUUACUUGAUGUCCAACAACUCGAUGUAUUGGAACUUGAUGGAAAUUUCAUAAAUUCAUUCACAUUUAGUCAUGACAAAUUGAAAAAGCUGAAUCUGAGUCGGAACAACUUCAAGAUGGUUCACAAAGAGUCGUUCAAGGACCUGAGCAUGUUAGAUACGUUGGAUCUCUCAAAGAACUUUAUUACCCAUCUUACCAAUGUUGUAUCCCAAAGUCUACAGUCACUGUACGUGGCUUUUAACCAGAUCGAACAAAUAGAUGGAGCUAUGUGGCAAGAUGUUCCAGCAUUGAAAACCCUUGAUGUGUCCAACAAUCAGAUCAAUGAUCUCACAAAUAUCUCGGGGAUUCCCUUUCUAGAGAAUCUGAACGCCAGCAACAAUCUGGUUGAGGAUCUCAACAGCUUACAUGCUUCAGAGACACUACGCCACCUAAAUCUCAGUCAUAAUAGCAUCAAACGUCUGAGCGAGAUGUCCGCCUUCCCCUUGUUGGAAACGCUCCGCUUGGCAGAAAAUGCGAUAGAAUAUUUGGACGGCAGUGCUCUUGGAAAUAGCCCACUACUGACGUACUUGUCUCUAGAGGGUAAUAAGUUAACAGAACUGGGACCUCUUAGCAACAACCCUCGUCUUGUUUCACUCUUUCUCCAAAACAAUAAGAUAGAGAAUAUCCAAGUAGGUUUUUUCACUCAUUCUGUAAGUCUUAAGAAUGUCGAUGUAGGGUCUAACAAGCUAAGUGACAUACAGGCGUUCAAGAAUAUGCCAUCGUUGGCCUAUCUAAAUGCAUCUGAAAACAUGAUUCGGGAAAUACAUGUACAAAGUCUACGAGGCUGUAUGAAAUUGUCUAUACUUGAUCUGAGUAAAAACGUUUUAGAGGCAUUUCCCAAUUUCCCGCUGUUAUAUUGGCCAUUCGAGUUAUAUUUGGAUUUCAACCCUAUUCGUAUAUUCGAGUGGAACAAAUUGCAAACUUUGAUUUCCUUGCGUCGACUGUCGUUGAACGGAACGUCGAUCACUUAUUUACCACCUAACAGGCGAAUCAUCCCCAUAACCCAUAUUUCAAUAAAGAAUGACAACGGCUCUGUACAAAUUGCAAAUGACGCUCUGUCUUCUCUUGUUAGUUUGACUAGCUUAUCGAUACGUAAUGCAGAAGAUGUGUCUCCACAGAUUUUUACGACGGCUCAUAAUCUUAAAAGGCUGGAACUUCGCUCAGGGUAUAUAUCGGAGAUCUCAACUGAUUGGCAGUUCAUGUCUCUUGAAUACAUCGAUCUCUCAAGGAACCAGAUAGAAAAAAUAGAAAUUGGCGAGGUAUCCAUGGCAAGGCUGAAGAAUGUGAUCCUAACACACAAUCUCAUCCCCAACAUCUCUUUCGUGAAUCACAUUCCAAAUAUUGUAGAACUCAACCUACGACAUAAUCGAAUUAGGCAUAUUCCAAAAGAUACAUUUAGAUUGUGUUCCAAGCUUACCGUGCUUGACUUAUCAUACAACCUGAUCGAGAAGAUCAUUAUCGGAACGUUUGAUGCACAUCGAUCUAUCAGGAAUCUGUACCUUUCUUACAAUAUGCUCACUAAUUUCUCCCUUGCGUUUGAUGAAUACACAGAGAGUAGUCAUGUGUUUAAGUCUAUCAGUGUAGUUCAUCUUGAUGGGAAUCGCAUAUCUGCGAUUGAUUCUAUGACUUUCAAAAGUUGCCAGUAUAGUCUAAACAAACUAAACAUGUCUCACAACCCGCUCAGAUUUAUAAACGAAACAACGUUUCAUUCAUUCUCUGGCAUACAGUCUGUUGAUUUCUCAAAUACAGAUAUACAAAUGAUUCCGACAGGACUAUUCCAAAGUAUUAACAGCUUUGUGACUCCAGAUGUAAUGUUGAAUAACGUGACCUGUCUAAAGGGCACAGAUAGCAUAAGUCUGUCUUAUCCUGAGGAAAAGAUUGUCAAUAGACUUGAAAUGAGACACAAUAAUUUAACCAAAAUUCCAAGUUUCAAUACCAGCACAGUCUUUGAGCUCGAUGUAUCUCACAACGAAUUGUCAGGUGAUUAUUUCGGAAAUGUGAGUGGAACUCGAGAUCUGAAGGUGCUGGAUUUAAGUAAUAACAAUAUUGAUGUACUGGACGGAGAUUUCAUUCAUACCUUCUCAUUUCUGAAGCACUUGAAUGUAAGCAGGAAUAAUUUGCAGAGGUCCAAUAUUAACCUGUUUGACAGUCUGCAUGAUUUGGAAACGAUUGAUCUCACCAACAACAAGUUGGAUGGUGUUGAGAUGAAGACAACGGACGGCCUCAAGUCCAAUAUCCGAAUCAAUUUGACCGGGAACCCCAUCCAGUGUAAUUGCUCUCUGGUAAAAUUUAUUCAACAUUUGAAACAAAAUCAGGGACUCUUUGGUGAUGAUCUCCCAGAAGGUGACGUGGAGUGUCAGAAACCGUUGAGACUUUUGGGAGAAUACGUUGCUGACGUGCCUCCAGAGCAAUUUCAGUGUAAACCGGAACUAAACCCUUCCAAGUCUGUAGCCUACGCCGCGACCGGAGAUCAGGUAAGCUUGGAGUGUCCAUUGCGUGAUCUCAAUGGUGUCAACGUGACAUGGGUGAACAUGGAAGAAGAGCUCGAGAAUGGUACAAAUAUACAAGUAUCUACAGAUGACCGACUGCUGAUCAAACAAAUAACAGACACGGAGUAUGGAAGUUAUCAGUGCAAUGCAACAAACUUUGAAGGUUCGGCACUUUUGACUGUCGACCUUCAUGUACGUAUCAACAUCCCCACCAAUGACACCAUUCGCAAUAUCGUUGGCAGAGGGGCAACCAUUAAGCCUACCCAAAGCGUCAUGAUUGAUUAUCAAGUUAGCAUGGAGACAUUGGCAGUCACUGAUGUCAAUCAUGAUCCUGGAGCUAAAAGGCAAACAUCAGACGGGGAAAUUCUCCCAUCAACGUCUUCAGAGAUCUCCGAGGCCAUUCACGCAGAAUUAUCGAUGUUUUGUGUCGUGUUCAAUAUUAUGAUAGUGUUCACUAUAUAAUAUGAAACUCACUUCAUCAAAAAAAUCUUAAAAAGACAACGAAUAUGAACAGAUCAUUUAAUUGAUAGCUGAUAUAAAAAUAGCGUAAACUAUCCAGCAUCAACUAUGACAGAGAAAAAAAAAACCUGACGCCCAACGCAAUUAAGUGUCUGUAGCUUGCCCCAAAGCUCUUGCUUUUGCGAAUAUUUUGGAAACUUUUUCUCCAUUCUCAGCUUCCCACCUAAUUUACAGAGUACGUAAAGGUCUCCACAAGCUAACACUGAUACAAUUGGUCGUACUCUCAGUCUCAAUCUGAGGCUCGGUCAGGAAGCGUCACUUCUGUUUGUUGUAUAUACCACAAAAAAAUCUCACAAAAGGGCGUCCAAGACUUUGAUUUUUUGGCUACAUGUGCCUGAGGAAUGAGGUAUCAGUCAUAUCAGUACCGAAAUGUGACAACAUCAGACUGCAUCAGAGAACAUUAUAGGCCCAGAACAUGAUAACAAACAUGAGGCUGAAGAGCAUAUAGGCGUCGUAUAACCUUGCGUUGAGAAAGGACACUGCAAUUUUCUACAAUCCGAGCCAUUAUGUCGUGGUGUAAUGAUUGGGUGGUCCCGACGAUCUUUGAUGGGCAGUCUAGCUUGGGCAGGAUAACCCACAUGCCCUCUCAGUUGUUAGUAUUUAAAGCAUUUGUCAGGUAAUAUAGAUGCUGUAGAUAUUCUAGUUGGGUUUUUAAAUGCCACAAUUACCAUGUUCGUUGUGCGCCUAAACCCAUGCUUACCGUCUCAUUUCCCAACAAGUGAUGUGUACUGUGCGGGUCAGUUCAGGACAACCGUUCCAAGGACAUUGAUCUUUCUUGCAAUAUUUGGCAAUGAGAUAGAUCUGUGGUUGUCACAUAAAGAAGCGCAGUGUGCUAGUUUUGACAUUCUUGCAUUCCUGCAGAGCUCAGAAAGUUCUUUCAAAAUAGCUUCACCUCCUCAUUUGAAGAGUUCCAGGGAUAAUAGGCCUACAUCACGAUAUGGUGCUUUCCCCGUCUCUAGUUACUUCUUGGCUUUCUGGACCUCUGUCAGUGGUGGGUGCCAUCAAGACAGUGACACAAGGACUGGACGCUGAAGUAUAUCUUGGUAGUCUGCACUUGUCCAUCUUGGAACCAUUCUUUAGCAGCCUGGUGAAAUAUUUACUCCUGCGUUUUAUGAUAUGUUGCUAUUCUCAGUCAGCAGGGUUCAGGUUUCAUCGUGUUCGACAUAAGGCCAUACACAUCUUUCAAACCAACAAAGACCAUAUUGGAGUUUGUCCAUCUAUCUUACUGUCGUAUAUAGUUAUGCAUCCUUCUACCACUUGUAUUUGUGUCGCAGCUUGACCUGAACUUUCCCUAAUGUUCAAGAGAUGGUAUUGCUUUGGCUUCUCGAUCCUGUCGAAAGAAGUUAUUUCCUCGUUACUGUCUGACAGGUCCUAAUGAUUCAGUUUUGUACGGUUGGGAUUGGCAGUGUCGUAUGCCAUCCCAGGAGUUUCCCUAAACCUUAGUUAAGUCCCCUCUGCUAUUAGUGUUAUUGGGGACCUCCUUUUUUUCUUGUCAUUCAAUUUUAAUGGACGUUGAAACUUGACUUCUGGCUUCUUGUUUAUGCAACUUGUUUACUGUUGUCUGCACUUAGGAAGCCCCCAUCAUUGCCUUUGUGCUGCACACACCCUAGGUGAUAAGUUGCCCGGUGAUCACGUGAACUUAGUUAGAUCAGUGGCGUAACAGGCGGGGGGGCAGGGGGGGCAAGCUGCCCCCCCUGGCGGAGCUCACCGGGAAAAUAAAAAAAAACGGGAAAAAGAAAAAAAAGGGGGGAAGAAAGGGAAAGGGAAAGGAAAGAAAAAAGGGGGGAAGUGAAAGGAAAAGGGAAAAGAAAACUAAGAAAAAACAUGAAAAAGGGAAAACGGAAAGAUAACGGGAAAAGGAAGGAAAAAGAACAAGUGACAAAGAACAAUUCGCCCCGAUAUACAAAUACAUUAGCAUGAUUAGUAAGACAGGGAAAUAAAUUAAAGAUGACAAAAAGGCAAACAAAAGCGGGAAAUAAAGGCAGAAUGGAAUUAGCCAAAAUCUAAAUUGGAAAAUAAAGAAUAGGGACAAGAUAACGUACACUACCGGGCUGCCGAGGAUUGAAAUAACGAGCGGGAAGAAAUAUGGAUGGUAUAUAGCAUAAUGUCGUAUGAAAGUCUAUCAUAAACUUGCUAAAUCUCCAAAGGCUCUGUCCAAGAGUCAAGACCCCGUGCAGUGGGGGCUCUUCAUCUGUAAUCUACAAUGAGUUCUAUAACGGGCCCCUAUAUAUGGACCCUUCCUACAUUAAGCUUUACGUUGAAGCACUGGUGUACCGGGGGUGGUUCCACAGCCAAGGGGAAAUAAAAGAAAAUAAAGGAGGCAGCGAAAUGAGAUGAAUGAAAAAAAAUAUAUGACAUGAUAUUUGCUAUAAUGAUGUAAAAAUCUAUCACAUAAUUAGAAUUUCAUUUUAACAUGCCUUUUUUUUUCUGGCUCGCUUCGCUCGCUGGCGACUUUUUACAAAUUUUCCCACAUUUGCUAUGGUGUGCCCCUCACAAUAUUUGGAUGAUUGCGAUACACAAAUGCAUUGAAUUUAUGUGUUGUGUUAAAGCUAUAUAAAUAUACACGCAAUUUGAUUAAAAACAGUGGCCAUCUGUAAGGUUUAAAAUGGCUUUGAUAUCAAGAGGUUCCGGGGCUCUGCCCUGGACCCCACCCAUAAAGCACUGUUAUAUGGAUGAGUUUGGACCAUGGCCCCCAAAAGUUCUACAACCAAACAAACAAAAUGAGGAAAGAAAGGAAAGUGUAUUAUAUUUUUCUGAAUAUCACGUUAAAAUCUAUCUUCAUGUUAGAUUCUCAUGAAAAGGUGAUUUUUUAUCUCGCUCGCUUCGCUCGCUCGGGACCUAUAUUAAGCCACUUCUUGCCAAAAGCGCCAUACUCGGCCCCCUCAAGCAUAAAGAGCUUCGCCCUGAUGCUCACAAUCAUAAGUUCACAACAAAAAUCCUGUUCACCGUGGCGUACAAAAAAAGAGUCAAAAAGAGGAAAGAGAGGAGGGUGAAUAUGAUAUCAUCUUUUUAACAUUAUGUUAAAAUCUAUCACAAAAUUUGAUUUUUUGCAAUAAAGAUGUCAAAAAAAUUUUGCUCGCUCACUUCGCUCGCUCGCUUAUAUAUAUAUAUAUAUAUACAUUUGCCCGAUACGCCAUAUCGCCCCCUCAAAAUUUUUGCCUUAUGACGCCAUUGCCUGUUCAAUGAUAUGACCGGGAAAUUUUUGGCUCUUGCCCCCCCUGGCCACCGACCCCUGUUACGCCGCUGAGUUAGAUCAGGGAAGCGUUUCAUCAAUAUUUUCAUCCGACAAGUUGUCAGAUCUGACAUCUUUCCAUGAUUUUGAUUGGCAGAGAGGCACAGUUCCUAUGGUAACUGUCGGAUAAAAUGGGACUUGUCGGAUAAAACGUCCGACAAGUCCUUUCAUGAAACGCCCCCCUUGGUCCCGUAACACAAAGGUAAGCGACUGAUCUUACGCUGAUUUUUGCGAUUAAAUUAUACAUUGUAGUCGAUGCAAUCAAUCGUAGAAGAAUGUUCUCCUUUAGUUAUUUAGAAUUGUAUAGUGGGCCCUAGUUUAUUUACAUUUCAUUAAUCCACGCAUUAUAGGCCUACUCAUUUAUUUAUUUCUUUACUUACGUGUUUAUUUUAGUGGCAAAUUCUUUCAUCAGGCAUAUCAAACAUAAAGUUGAAUAAAGUCGAAUUACAAUAGGGAACAGACUAAAAAAAACGAAAGGCUUACCCCGCUCCAUCUCCCAAACUUGCCUUGAAAAAUAAGAUAGGAUUCUUUUUCUGUGUAAGACCAUUACUAUUAGAAUUAACUUAAAAUAUGAUUGACGAUUAAUGAUUCUCAAUUGAGUUUUGUGCAUAUCACCUUGUUAUGUCCACCACGUUUGUAUCAUAAUUAUUGUACUUUCUAUUGUGGCACGGUGAAGCAUGAUAUGCUAUAAAAAUGCGAUUAUGUGUGGAAACAUGUAUAUCUCCCCCCCCCCCCAAAAAAAAAAAAAGUUGCUGUAAGCUGUUAACGCUGUCAUUUUCCGUAAGGUUGUUAUUAUACUACUCGUAAUUCUACUAUACUACUACUACUACUACUACUACUACUACUACUACUACUACUUCUACUACUACUUCUACUACUACUACUACUAUACUACUAAUACUAUUACUUCUUCAUCUUCUAUCACUACUACUACUACUACUACUACUUCUUCUAUUUCUACUACUUCUACCGCCACUACUACAUCUAUCAUUUUGGUUAAUAUAAUCAUCAUAAUUAUUCUUACGACUGCUAUUUAUUGUUCUUUAUUUUGAUGAAAUAUGUAUAUAUUUUGGGAAGUACAUUGUAGGUUUUGCAUAAUCAUAUGAAGCCUUAAUCAAUCAUUGUAUCCAUCAAUUACUUUGUAUUCACAGAAAUAACUUUCAUGGAUAUGUUUCGCGCACUACACAUAAUAUAAACCAAGCAGAUUGGAUUGCUUGUAAGCGUAUACAAUAUGUAGCUGUGGUUAAGUUUCAAUGUUGAAUAUUCUAACAUAACUAACCUUGCGAUAGAACAUAACCCAUAUGUGGCAGUAUGUAUACAAGAGAGCAUAAAGAUAAUUGUAAAUAUUCAUUAUCGGUUAUGACAGUUUCCCUAUUCCCUUUCCUUCGUUAUGGUAUGCCUAUUUAGACUUUAAUGUACUUUAAUUCCGUUCAAUUACUAUAUCUUUUUUUAAAACUAAGAUUCUGAAAGCCGACCAAACUAUCUAUGGGAAUCGAAAAAUGUUAAUAUUAGGUGACCUAAUCAGAUCAAUUUAUUAAUUUAUGCCUCUGUUAUUAUGUUGUUAUGUAAAUGAAUUGUUAUAAUUGUUAUGUUAAGAUGUGUACAUUGUCACAUGGCCCGAUGGGAGACCAACAUAUUGUUGAAUUGGCUUCCCUGUAAAUGAAUAAGAUCUUAUGCGUAUGGGGGCUUAGCGCCCCCCCCCCCCCAAAAAAAAAAAAUAGUUUCACAACUAAGAAAAAAAGAAAUGGAGAAAAGGAAAUAAAAUGGAAGGAAAGUAUUAUGUUGAAUAUGAUUAUAUCGCAAAAUUGUUUAAGAAGACCAAAUAAAUCUCGCUUCUCUCGCUAAUUUUUUUUGUCAUGUUUUGUUCCUCAAAAAAUUUGUUCAUUACGCGUUUAUCCCCUCAUCAGCGAGGCAGUGAUGUUUCCUACAUUCCUUUUUAGGCAUAUUCUGAGGUGCGCUAACUUCUAAAUAUGGCACGCGGGGAAUUUGUCGCCAGGAAAGUUGUCACUUAGAAUUAUGGAUAACGAUUAGUAAAACAUGUUAUGUGCAGUCAGAUGUAUUGUAUCACUGUCUACUCACCAGAAAUUAUUAUUAAAUGUUUGAUUAAAUGUCACCAUAUAAUCACAA